AUGACAGAUGUAUGGAAGUCUAACGCAAGAAAGUUCUGCGAACUCUGCAAGGUAUGGUUUGCUGAUAAUCGAGUUAGUAUAGAACAUCAUGAAAGAGGACAAAAGCACAAAAAUGCAAUCCAGGCUAAACUACGGGAAGUUGGUAAAAAAAGCAAGCAAAAAGCACAAGAGCAAAAUAGACUGCAAGCCACUUUGGCAAUGAUGGAAACGGCAGCGAGAAAGAGCAUGCAAACGAACGACGACCCAUCGUUUUCAGCGGAAAUUAUUAGUCGACCUCCGAAGCUAGAAAAUCAUGUGAAUCCUUCUGCACAUCCGGUGCCAUCUCAAAAAAUGAAUCGUGAAAUAGUGAAAAAAGAAAAAAUAGAAAUGAAAAAGACGGGGAAUGCACAGAAAACAAAUAAAUCCAGUGCAGAAGAUGAAAUAGUAUGGGUUGAAGCAAUAUCAGACGGUGGUGUGCCGUACUACUUUCAUGUGUAUAGCGGAGCAUCUGUUUGGGAGAAACCUCAAAAAUACUACACAGAGAAGCAGUAUGCGCUUAAAUUAGCUGAAAUGCAUAAUAAUAAUGAUGCUGUCGUAAAAAGCUCCUUGAAUUUAUCAAAUGUAGUCAAAGCAGAUAUAUUGGGCUCUAGUACCGAUGGGUCACCAAAAGAAGUAUCGCGAAAUUUGCAUUCAAUGAAUGUUACUACAAAAUUUGUUAUCAAUAGCUGUGAUAUUCCAUUGCCUCCAGUUCCUCAGAAUCAGGAGCAACCAAAUUUAGCUGUUAAAGUUGAAGCUGUGAAUAUAAAGGAUUGUCAUAUUACUCCUCAUGAUUGCUUACCAUGCACCUCACGAGUGAAUGUUAAAACUGAACCAAAAGACGUUGAAAAAAGCACUGUUGUGCGAAAGGAAUCUGCUAAAUGCAGUCCUUAUGGUCCGUGGAUUCCGGUUGUAAAACCAGCGGAAAAGCCGAAAAUUGAUUGGGAGUUACCUACCAAAGAAGAAGGACGCAAAGAAGUUGCUGAACCAACUUUAUUACCGGAAGAUAUUGCAAUACUUGGUGAUAAAACUGUUGUGGUAAAGCGAAAAAAAAUAACGGGACCUAUAGAAUUUAAAAAAAGGAAAACAGUAAUGAGAAUUAGACGACCUGACAGUGAUUGA
Thelazia callipaeda (thelaziosis nematode) is the source of this 1137-nucleotide messenger RNA. The record is from the annotation of a GenBank genome assembly. Lineage: Eukaryota; Metazoa; Nematoda; Chromadorea; Rhabditida; Thelaziidae.